AUGGAAACGUCGCAUUCCGGGGGAACCCACUCCGUCCCCGCCGAGUCUCCGCCGUUCAGGUACCUGAAAGCAGUUGAAUGAGACGUCCGGAGGAGUAUCAGGAAGUCAAACAGAGGAGGCUCUACGGAUCGAUGCUUACGCUUCGAGGUUAGCGUCCCCGAUUCUCAGUCUGGUGCGGUUGAUCGGAGACCAGCAGGUGCUUCCGGCGUAGCCCGCCUCGUCUCCGACCCACCUGAUGUCGGGCCCGGCAUCAGAGAAUAUGUUGAUGGAGGGUUGGAGUUGCUUCGUCAUGGCGAACCAGUCCUCGAAGUAG
This is a messenger RNA of Spirodela intermedia, 313 nucleotides long. NCBI's taxonomy places the organism in Eukaryota, Viridiplantae, Streptophyta, Magnoliopsida, Alismatales, Araceae. The record is from the annotation of a GenBank genome assembly.